AUGCCGCCAGCUGCAUCGUCUACAAAGAAGUCACCGUCGUUGAAGCAGUUGACUACAAGGUUGAAAGAUACGCAGGCUUCGCUGCUUGAUAUCUGGAAUUUUAUCGAGGAUUUUAAGGAAGAUUCAACGGUAUCCCAGGUGAAUGUGCGACUGGAGAAGUUAGAUGAGUUAUGGGAGAGAUUUAGUGAGACGUUGGUGGAGAUCAAAUCCCAUGACGAUUUCACUGCGGAGGAGGAGGCAUAUGGCAAGGAAAGGCGAGAGUUCAACAACCGGUAUUAUGAAGCCAAAUCCUUUCUGAUGGACAAGGUUAAGGAGAGGGAAGAGUGCCCAGCAUUGGAACAGUCUACGCGAGGAUUUGAUACAUCGGUGCAUGGUGCGUUGGACCACGUGCGCCUGCCUCAAAUAAGGCUGCAGAGAUUCAACGGGGACAUCGAUGAUUGGUUGAGCUUUCGAGAUCUAUUCACCUCCCUCAUACAUUGGAAGGCCGAUCUUCCGGAGGUGGAGAAGUUCCACUAUUUAAAAGGAUGUCUUCAAGGGGAGCCUAAGAACUUGAUCGACCCUUUGAAGAUAACCAAGGCGAACUACCAAGUAGCAUGGGAAAUGCUGCUCAAACGCUACAAUAACAGCAAGCAGCUGAAAAAGCGACAAGUUCAGUCGUUGUUAGCGUUACCUACGCUCUCCAAGGAAUCCGUCGGUGAAUUACAUGCACUCUUGGAAGGUUUCGAACGUGUUGUGCAAACACUUGACCAGGUGAUCCAGCCAGCUGACUACAAGGACCUUUUGCUGGUAAACAUCCUUACAGCACGUCUCGAUCCGGUGACUCGAAGAGGAUGGGAAGAGUUUUCGGCGGCUAAUGAGCAGGAUAUCCUAGCAGACCUUACGGACUUUCUUCAUCGACGCGUUCGUGUUUUGGAGUCACUUCCAUCAAAGCCCAUGGACACUAGGGGUGUCCAGCAGCCUAAUCAACUUCCAAAACAGAAGCCGCCGCAAUUACGUAUCAAUUCCAAUACAGCUCAAGCGUCUGUGGGACGCUGUGCGGCCUGCUCAUCCAAUCAUCCGCUCUUCCAGUGUAGUACGUUCCAACGAUUAUCGGUGUCUGAUAGAGACGCCAUAUUGAAGACGCACUCUCUUUGUCGGAACUGUUUCCGGACAGGCCAUCAAGCCAAGGAUUGCCAAUCGAAGUACUCGUGCCGGAACUGCAAGGGACGCCAUCAUACCUUGGUCUGCUUCAAAUCAGGAAGAGAAAGGGAUACGAAUGGGUCAACGGACAAUUCGUCAUCCAGUAAGGAACCGUCUACUUCAACUUCCUCCCAAGUGGCUAACAUGGCAGCCACCAACAUUUCAACAUGUAAUGCUGCGCACGAAUCUUCCUCCCAGGUCCUACUGGCUACUGCGGUCGUCAUGGUGGAAGACGAUGAAGGUAACCAGUAUCCAGCACGUGCUCUUUUAGACUCGGGGUCUGAGAGCAACUUUAUCACGGAACGAUUGUGUCAGCGUUUGAAGGUGACUCGAGAUAAGGUGGACAUCUCGGUUCUUGGCAUUGGUCAAGCGGCAACAAGGGUCAAGCACACGAUUCGAGCUAUGGUACGUUCGCGGAUUUCCAAGUUCUCGCGAGAUUUGGGAUUUUUGGUACUCCCCAAGGUUUCGGUUAACCUUCCCACAUCAACAAUCAAAAUUGAUGCAUGGUCAAUCCCAAAUGGGAUCGAACUGGCCGAUCCCACCUUUUUCGAAUCCAAAGGGGUGGAUAUGGUUCUCGGAAUCGAGAACUUCUUCGAUUUCUUCGAGACAGGAAGACGGAUCUCGCUGGGAGAACAGCAACCAACACUAAAUCACUCAGUGUUCGGUUGGGUUGUUUGCGGUGGUGUGUUUAGUACGCUGGAUUCACUUCACAUUAACUGCAACGUAGCUUCAACUGAAGGUUUAGACGCAUUGAUGGAACGCUUUUGGGCCAGCGAGGAUAUCGGAUCUAGCAAGGCUUAUUCCCUGGAGGAAAAUCGUUGUGAGGAGCUGUUUCAGCAAACCGUUCGGCGCGAAGAAGAUGGUCGGUACACAGUCGCACUUCCCAAAAAUGAAGACGUCCUUCUCCGGCUAGGCGAGUCAAGGGACAUCGCCUUCCGACGCCUUCAGGGAACGGAACGCAGGUUGGCAAGGGAUGCCAAGUUGCGUGAGCAGUAUAACGCUUUCAUGGAGGAAUAUCUUCGGUUGGGCCACAUGCGGAAGGUCGAGCAAGCUACUCUAAGCUCGGUGCGACGGUGCUAUCUUCCGCACCAUCCGGUGGUAAAAGAGGCAAGUACCACCACCAAGGUGCGAGUAGUCUUCGAUGCAUCCUGUAAAACUUCUUCAGGGGUGUCGUUGAAUGAUGUGUUGCUGGUUGGGCCAGUAAUACAAGACGACUUACGGUCCAUAGUCCUGCGGUGUCGAACUCGACAAAUAAUGCUAGUUUCCGAUGUUGAGAAAAUGUUCCGCCAGAUCAACCUCCGUCCGGAAGAUAGACCGCUUCAGUGCAUCUUAUGGCGUGCACCUCCAGGAGAGGAGGUUGAGGUUUACGAGUUAAAUACCGUCACGUAUGGAACCAAGCCAGCGCCGUUUCUAGCCACCAGAACGCUGAAACAGUUGGCAACGGUGGAGGAAGGAUGA
This is a messenger RNA of Topomyia yanbarensis, 2637 nucleotides long. RefSeq lists its product as uncharacterized. The record is from RefSeq and is a predicted model, not a curated record. Gene Ontology annotation, molecular function: nucleic acid binding; zinc ion binding. Bases 1 to 2637 code for a protein of 878 amino acids. The transcript has a single exon. Lineage: Eukaryota; Metazoa; Arthropoda; Insecta; Diptera; Culicidae.